Myripristis murdjan (pinecone soldierfish) is the source of this 1578-nucleotide messenger RNA. RefSeq lists its product as uncharacterized. Lineage: Eukaryota; Metazoa; Chordata; Actinopteri; Holocentriformes; Holocentridae. The transcript has 4 exons. The record is from RefSeq and is a predicted model, not a curated record. The coding region runs from base 59 to 1441 and encodes 460 amino acids.
GUUGUUCUUGACAGCAAAGCAGAGUGUUUAUCAUUUGUUUUUGGUGUGCACCAUCAGUAUGGCAGGUGAGGAUGGAGGGAAAUGCAGAUCACACCAGGCUGCAGCAGUUGUACUUCUCAUGUGCACUUUGGUCCCAUGUCUACCUUGUUUUAGCUUGAGAUUGCUGGACAAGAGAGCAAACGUCACUGAGGCAGCAAUGAUAGCAGUAAGGACAGGAAGGAUUAUCUUUAACAUGACAGAUAUUAACCAAAUGUCAGAAACUGCCUCUACAAGAAACCCUGGAGUGCUACAAGAAGUAGUUGGCACAGAGAGGCCAGAGCACUAUCUGGAAAGAGAGCCGAAGAAUGCCUUGUCUGGGGAGACAGCAUGGAGUCGCCUGGACUCCUCAUUGCAAUGCAGUAGUGACAAGAUGAAAUUAAAUGCAGUGGGGCUUGGAGCCUUUUACUUGCAACUAGAUAUGGGUAAUGCACCUCCCCUGCCACUAAGCCAGGUUCCUCAAGGUUGUGGUUACAGUCUGCAGCAGAACUCCUCUGGUCUCAUUUUGGAGGCACCAUAUGAUGGCUGUAAUAUGAAACAAGAGAGUGGUAAUUAUGUGUUGUCCCUACGUUGGCAAGAGACUCCGGUCAAACUGAUGUGCCCCAUAUUGACUGCUUCUGAUGCAACAACUCCACUUUUGACUACCGCUAUGCCUGCUGAUAAACCCAGGAAUCCUUCCCGUUGGGAAGCUAAUAGGAAGAUGCACAUGAUCAGACCCCGAUCAAGCAGGAAUCGUAGAUAUGUUCAUCCCAACUCCUAUUUCUAUAACCCCUAUAUGUAUUACUACUAUCUAAUGUAUGCAGCCUCUACAACAACGAUAAAGCCAGCGACUACAACUACAACCACCAAGUCACCCGGUCCCUUAAUAGAUCCCAAUCAUCCUUACUAUCACUACUACAUGGCCUACUACAACUACUUGAAACAGUUUUAUAAUUUGACAGCGACUACAACUUCUAAACCCACCAAUGGCUCAAAAGGAACCACUACUUCCCGGCCAUUACCAGACAAAGCUCAGAUUUACUAUAACCCAACUAUUAACAAUUACUAUGGUCAGCCUCCAUACCCUACAAAGACUACCACCACGCAGAGUAAGACUACAACUUCCACGAAGACUAGUAAAGCUACUAUCACCACGAAGUUUACAAGCCCUGCAGCUGACUUUGUUCCUUUCGAUAAGGACCCCUUCAUUCCAGUCGUUCAAUUCAGACAGAGUGUGAAUGCAGAGAACAACCAGAAACUCUCUCCUUCGGCCACUUACAGAUCUGGAUUCUCCUCUCAAGAAGACCCUAGUUCGGUCCACAACUACUGGCAAGAUUUGCUUAAGUUUCCUCAACCCAUGGACCAAAAAGAUCCUUCUAAAAUUGACUGGAAAUCUUUGAUCAACACCUUUGGCCAUUAUGACUAACUAAACUUGCUAGGGUUCACCCAAUAGUGUCUGAAUACAUGUAUUAACAACAAAAGCAACUUCAAUUUCUCUGCAUAAAUCUUGUCUUUCAGAAAUUGUUGCUUUGAGUAUUGUCAAUAAAUAUAUUUUACUUAGAA